Messenger RNA from Melanotaenia boesemani (Boeseman's rainbowfish), 2338 nucleotides. It is a transcript of the gene krcp, whose product is annotated as kelch repeat-containing protein. The coding region runs from base 197 to 1861 and encodes 554 amino acids. The transcript is spliced from 13 exons. Gene Ontology annotation, molecular function: protein binding. The record is from RefSeq and is a predicted model, not a curated record. NCBI's taxonomy places the organism in Eukaryota, Metazoa, Chordata, Actinopteri, Atheriniformes, Melanotaeniidae.
CUGAACAACAAAAUACGCGCACACAAGGAUUUGCUCGGAACUCGCGCGGAGUUUACAAACUGUACACAUAGUGGUGGCGGGAGAGGCUACAAAUAGUAGGAUAGAAAUAUCUGCAUUUUAUGUUUUACAUUGUAGUUAAAAUAAAACGAAAAGCAGAUAAAGUUAUUUUAAAACACCACAGGAGGAAAUAAGCAAUAUGGAAGAAUUUGGAGUUUAUGCUGUUUUCGGAGUUAAUGGUCCGCCGCAAAGACUGCUGAGUGCUGAGGGGUCGUGCAGGGUGUCUGUUGCUGUUCCCUCAAACAUCCACCAGGUGGUGCUGUUCAGUAGCGGACCGUGGGGCGAGAGGAUCUGCGUCAACGCGGAGCUCAAUGAUGCCCGCAUCCCCAUAACCAUUGGAAAACUUACUCCUUAUAAUAAGUGUCUGUCAUGGGAACAGUGGGAAGAGGAGACAUGGACAGACAGCGUCACACUGAAUGUUUCUCUGGAGGGAGGAAACAUGUCAAAAUCAGAGCCUGAGCUCAUCUUGGCUGUGAAGGAAUACACCCCAAAGGACACGGUGGCUCCACUCGCAGCUCGAGAGCACAACAGCAAGAGGAAGAGAAGACGAGCAGCAGAAGAAGACAAUGAUGACAAAAACGGGGGAAAGAUGGAAGAAGAAGAGAACACAUGUCCGAAUGGUAGUAAGGAAAACACCUCACCAGUGCGAAAAGUUCAAGGUCAAACUAAAAUCAGCCAGAAGCUGUUUGCUAGCAGAGCAGAUGUCUCCAAGACAAAGGCAGCAGCUAAUGGAGAGACGCAGGGGAUUGUGGGAAGAACGCCUCCUCAGAGCGCAGCCAGGAUGAAGAGUAGGCAGGCCAAGACUCCCACACAGACUGCUCCACUGGUCAGCCCCUCAGGACGCUGGGGUCAGACCUUAUGCCCCAUUGACACCCAGACGGCCAUCCUGAUUGGAGGACAGGGAGCCAGGAUGCAGUUCUGCAAGGAUCCCAUGUGGAAGCUCUGUACAGAGGACAUGUCUUGGGUGGCAGCGGAGACUCUUGCAGAGGGUCCGACCCCUGAGGCCAGGAUCGGCCACACAGCUAUCUACGACCCCGACUCAAAGCGGAUCUUUGUGUUUGGAGGAUCCAAAAACAAGAAGUGGUUCAACGAUGUCCACAUACUGGACACACAGAGCUGGAGGUGGAGCAUGGUGGAGGCUCAGGGUAAGGUCCCCCCCCUGGCCUACCACAGCUGCAGUAUGUUUCGGGGCGAACUGUUCGUGUUGGGAGGAGUUUUUCCUCGCCCCAACCCAGAGCCCGACGGCUGUAGCGACUCGCUUUACAUCUUUGAUCCUCAGCUCUCCAUCUGGUACCAGCCCAUCGUCACAGGAAACAAACCCUCCCCCCGCUCAGGUCACUCCGCCUGUGUGAUGCAGGAGAGGUAUAUCUAUGUGUUUGGUGGGUGGGACACUCCCGUCUGCUAUAAUGACAUGUACAUGUUGGACCUCGGUCUGAUGGAGUUUUCCACUGUCAAAACAACUGGGAAAUCUCCAUCUCCUCGAAGCUGGCAUGGCAGUGCUGCCAUCUCAGACACCAAGUUCCUGAUCCAUGGUGGUUACAACGGAAACAACGCCCUCAGUGACGCCUUCAUCUUUGAUAUAGACACCAGCAGCUGGACAGAGGUGAAGCUUCCCCAGCUCUCUGUCCCCCGGGCGGGGCACUCCGUCAUCAGCAUGGAAACAACUGGUUACUUCUCAGAGGAGGAAAAAGAUGGUGACUCCAUGAGAGGAACUCUGAUGAUAUUCGGAGGAGGAGACAAUGAGGGAAACUUCUACUCCGACCUGGUGACCGUUGCCGUGGAGGAACUGCUCGAUGCUCUUUAAAGAGCAAGUUAGAGGUGACAUUUCCUGACUGGAUUUAAACACCCGUUACACCUAUCUUUGGUAUUUAUAAGCUUGAAGUUUGGCUUUUUUCUGCUUUUUUGUCGAAUGUGCUCUAUCUUAUUUCAGUUCUGUAUUAUAACAUGUUUUACAGAGUGGUGUUUUCCUCCUUAGCUGACUGUAGCAUUCAGUUUUCUUUUAAAUGAUCAUCAGGGAUCUGCUGUUAAUGAAAGCAGUAAUGUUUAUUUAAAGCAUCAUAUUUACUUUAAAUUUUUAAUGUACAUACUUUUUUUCAUUCUGGUAAAUGGUUUCACUUUUUAAACAAGUCAUGUUUUUGAGACAGAUUACUUCUAAAAAGCUGCGAGUGCAUAAACCACGUUAUAUUCUGUUUAAUCACUUCUGUUGUGUUUAGCAUUUACCAAACUGUUGCAUGUUUCACUUUUCUUCUUGUUUAUACUUAAUAAAGUUUAUAUUCAGAGA